Bathycoccus prasinos is the source of this 1401-nucleotide messenger RNA. RefSeq lists its product with no specific name. The record is from RefSeq and is a predicted model, not a curated record. Bases 1 to 1401 code for a protein of 466 amino acids. The transcript has a single exon. Lineage: Eukaryota; Viridiplantae; Chlorophyta; Mamiellophyceae; Mamiellales; Bathycoccaceae.
AUGAUGACAUCCGCGUCUAUUUUAUCGUCUCGGAGCGCGUACGCAUCAACGAGCGUAAAAUCGAAAAGACCGGAACAAAAUAAUAAACACCUAUACAAAUCAACGACGAAAGCGUUGUUCAACAAUAGGAACAACAAAAGAAGAACAGAAAUGCGAAGAGGAACGGGCGAUAGCGACGAUACGAAAGGAAGAGGCUAUCUUAUUGCACCACCGCCUCUUUUUCCUCUCGUGCCUGCAUUUGCACGGCAAACGUACCGAUACGAAAUCGACGCGGGUAAAAUGUGGUUCUUCGAGCAGAAGCAAGGUAUAGGAUUAGGCUUGAACGUGUCAGUGAACGUCCGCAUGACGGUUAUUAAGUUGAAAACGGGCGGGUUGUGGGUGCACGCGCCAGUUGCACCAACGAAAGAGUGCAUUGUACUUUUAGAUGAACUCGACGCGCCGGUCGAGCACAUCGUGUUACCUACUACACUCUUUGAGCAUAAGCUAUUCGUGGGACCGUUUUCACGAAAAUACCCAAACGCGAAGGUGUGGAUAACACCAGAACAGUGGAGUUGGCCCGUGAAUUUGCCGCCUUUAUUUUUCGGCAUAGAUUAUAAGAAGAAUGGGGGCGGCAUUUUAGGUGAUUCGCAACCUUCGUGGAUGGACGAGUUUGAUAUUGAGUUGCUAAAGCCGCCUGCUUUAGGAGUUGCUUCCUAUGUCUCUUUUAUCGAAUGCGCUUUCCUUCAUAAGCCCUCAAAAACGUUACUGGUUACUGAUUCAGUCGUUUACGUCUCCGAAAACAUUCCCGAUGCCGUUUUAGAAUGCGAUUUAAUGGAAUCAGGCGACGACAAUUCCUUCACCAUUAGCGCGCUGAAGUUUUUAAAUUUAUUCAACAUCCGCGAAAAGGCAAAAUCUCGCACGAACGAUUCCGCCUCGAUGACUAUAGAAGAGAAGAGACGUCUGGGUUGGCAGCGAAAUGCUCUGCAGGCUUUAUAUUUUGGUCCAAAUAACCUCCUGGAUCCGGAAGAGAGUUGGAAAGACGUGACCAAUCGCUUGUUCGUUGCUCCUGUGGUUGCGACGUUGGUGUACGAAAACGUUCCGGACUACGUCAACGAUUGGGCACAGCGCGUCGCAAAAUGGAACUUUAACCGAAUCGUGCCGUGCCAUUUCGAUGCGCCCAUCAAAGCUGGGCCAAAAGAAUUUAGAGAAGCGUUUCGUUUUUUGCCUUCCAGCAGACCCUCGAAACUUGGUGGUAACAAACCGUCGAACUCCUUAAAGUCUCCGUACUUCAACGACGAAGAUAUGAUUUUGUUACGCGGCGUUGCUGAUUUUCUCAAGAACACGGGAGUCAUUUUUAGCGACGAAUCGAGACCGAAGAAGAUAAAAGUAAUUAGUAGUAGCAACAAAAACAAGCAGAGUUAG